AGAAGGAAUGAGGGUACUUCUUCCCCUUCCCCACUGCACCUUCCCUUGAUCGCCCAUCUCUCCUCCAGGCUGCUGCAGUAGUGAAGCUGUAGACACGGCACUGUAGACACGGCAAUAUGGACUCGUCACCUCUAGCACAAGGCGAAAGCCACACCUCUGAGAAGCAGAACCCCACUACCUACUCCCAGACCUAUGCAUCUCCCGAUUCCAUCAAGCUCGAGGAGCACACGGACUCGAACCAGGUCAGGACGGAGGAUGUCCGCUCCAUUAAGUGGUGGACAGAUGAGGAGGAGACAAAAGUGAGGAGACUCUUGGACUGGAAUAUUCUGCCUUUGGUCGCUGUCAUCUAUGGCGCCUCAUUCAUCGAUCGAUCUAACGUCGGCAAUGCAGAGACGGCCGGAAUGGGUGCCGAUCUCGGCCUCACAGCUGAUCAAUAUCGCAUCGUCACCACAAUCUUCUACGUUGGGUACAUCGUCUUUCAACCGCUGCUCCUCUUCUACCUAGUGGUUCCGGCGCACCAGUGGGUCGCAGCAAUGGUCUUCAUCUGGGGGCUUUCGUCCGCUCUCCAGGCCACUGCGACCAAUCUUGCUGGUCUAUUAGUCGCUCGCUUUUGCACAGGAGUGGCUGAGGCUGGCUUCGGAACGGGAAUCGCUCUCUAUCUCGGCUUCUUCUUCCCACGUCGCGAGGUCGGUCUGCGCUUCGCGUUCUUCGUGACUUCGUCGGCUAUAGCUUCCGCGAUUGCAGGAGCGCUCGCCUACGCCCUCGUACAAGCAAAUUCGGCAAUUGCCGGCUGGAGACUCCUCUUCGUCGUGGAAGGCGCACCCUCUAUGAUCCUGUCCAUUUUUGUCUACCUCUUCCUGCCGGACAACCCUAAGCACUGUCGCUUCCUCAAUGAGCGCCAGAAGCGUAUCGCCGAUGAGCGACUCUUCAAGCCGGUCGACACACACCAAGGAGCGGUAGGAGAGCAGAGCAAGGGCGCCACUAUUCUGCACGGCAUCAAGAGCAAGUUCGACAAGAAGUCGACUAUUGCCGGUCUGACUCAUCCCGUCGGUUGGCUGACUGCACUGCUCCUGUUCUGCUGCAAUGUGGGCUACGCGUCUGUGCCCAUCUACCUUCCCAAGAUUCUGAACCAGUCAGGUUUGACUGCUCUCAAAGCCCAAGGAUACACUUGUGGCCCCUAUCUGGUCGCAUGGGCCUCAGCUCUUACACAAGUCUACCUGAGCGACCGUUUCCAGCAUCGCGCCACGUUCCUUGCAGUUGACUUCGUAAUCGGCAUCAUCGGAUACCUGCUACUCGCCUUGAAGCAAGACUUCGCUACAAGAUACGGAGCUGUCUUCCUCGUUACAUUCGGUUUGUUCAGCUGUGUCCCGCUCACGUAUACGUGGCUUAUUUCCAACGUCGCUUCGCCGCGAGCAAGAGGUAUGGGACUUUCCAUCCUCGGCGUGGUAUCGCAAUGCGGACCCCUGCUAGGUACUCUGGGCCUCUUCGUCGAGGGCGCGCCCUACUACAAGAAGGGCAUGUGGAUCUCCCUCGGCAUCCUCGCUGCCGGCCUAGCCAUCACCCUCGUAUCUGCAGUGUUCUUCGUAGUAAACAAUCACCGCAGGGAUCGAGCUGCGUACCGACGUGAGGCGGAGCACCUCGGAGACGCGACGGCUCCCGCAACGGGUAGCGUCGGAGAUAGGGAAACGACGACGGAGUUAAGACAGACAGGCACAAGCAGGUCAAGCGAGCUGCAAGACAAGGUCGUGCUGGACAAGAAUGUCGAGGAGGAGAGAGUCGAGGCGUUGCGCAGGACCAUCGAGGUGGGCCGACAGGGCGAGGACAGUCCCUUCUUCCGCUUCGUCGUCUAGACUGUUAUUGUCAUUGCAAUCAGGGAUAGCAUCAGCGGCAUCGAGUGAUGGCCUCUGUAAUAGUCAGACUUGUGAAGGACUCAAGGAUUCCGAAGUUUUACCCCUCCAUGUACACUCUCGAAUUGUCGUGUCUGCAUGUGUCCCAGUCUUCACAAGCAAUGUCCAUCGCGAACUAUGAAUCACGUCACCCUCCUGCCUGUGGCUCGUCUGUACUUUUGCUUCUACGCUAUCCUGUCUUCUGUCUUGCGAGAGCUCUCAGUGCUCUUGGUAGGCAAGGUGUCGCUGGAGUGCUACCUUAAGCCUGAGAUCUAGCCUCACAGAUCAAGCUCCGACUCGACUCCUGCAGCGAGCUUAAGCAAGGUGUCUUAUCACUAUCGACGGAAAUGCUCCUGCGAGUAGCAAGCGCGA
Microstroma glucosiphilum is the source of this 2258-nucleotide messenger RNA. RefSeq names its product MFS general substrate transporter. Gene Ontology annotation, molecular function: transmembrane transporter activity. The record is from RefSeq and is a predicted model, not a curated record. Gene Ontology annotation, biological process: transmembrane transport. The transcript has 2 exons. Bases 117 to 1850 code for a protein of 577 amino acids. NCBI's taxonomy places the organism in Eukaryota, Fungi, Basidiomycota, Exobasidiomycetes, Microstromatales, Microstromataceae. Gene Ontology annotation, cellular component: membrane.